Eleginops maclovinus (Patagonian blennie) is the source of this 2456-nucleotide messenger RNA. Its product is annotated as collagenase 3. The transcript has 11 exons. Gene Ontology annotation, molecular function: zinc ion binding; metalloendopeptidase activity. NCBI's taxonomy places the organism in Eukaryota, Metazoa, Chordata, Actinopteri, Perciformes, Eleginopidae. The record is from RefSeq and is a predicted model, not a curated record. Gene Ontology annotation, biological process: extracellular matrix organization; proteolysis; collagen catabolic process. Gene Ontology annotation, cellular component: extracellular matrix. The coding region runs from base 1 to 1455 and encodes 484 amino acids.
AUGAAGAUGCUCUGGCUCGGUCUACUGACUCUUGUCACAGCCUCACCUCUCCGAACCCCCAACCUGCCCUCACAGCCCCACGCCGGACCCUCUGAAGCUGACCAGGAGUUUGCAGAGAAAUAUCUACGGCACUUCUAUGGCUACAAGACCAAGUCCGAGAGACACAAGAGAACUACAGACAAAAAUGAAGGUGCUGAUUGGCAGACCGGACUCUGUGAUAAGAUCCAGAAGAUGCAACGCUUCUUUGGUUUGCUACCAAGUGGAGAGCUGACCAAUGAGACUCUGGCAGUGAUGAAGAGGCCACGCUGCGGUCUGUCGGAUGUGGAACAAUUUGGGGAAACAAUUCGCUGGAAGAAGAGCACACUCAGCUAUAGGAUCGCUGGCUACAACCUUCCCUUCUCAACCUCAAAGGCUCAAAAAGUCUUCAGGGCGGCGUGGAUGCUGUGGUCCAACGCUGCACCGAUAAAAUUUCGCAAACGGAGCAGGAAAGAGGCUGAUAUCGUCAUCUCAUUCCACAAUGGCGAUCAUGAAGACGGCUCACCAUUUGAUGGCAAAGGAGGAAUUUUGGCUCAUGCCUUCCUGCCUGGGUUUGGUAUUGGUGGAGACGUACACUUUGAUGCAGCUGAAGACUGGAGUCUAAAUUCUACGGGUUUCAACCUUCUUACUGUAGCAGUCCAUGAAUUUGGCCAUGCAAUUGGCCUGCCACACUCUGAUGAUCCCGGAGCGAUCAUGUACCCUGCAUACAACUUUGCUCCCAAUAAUGAACUUCUCCUCUCCUUCCGCGAUGUCACAGAUGUUCAACACCUGUAUGGUGAAAGAUCAACAAUACCUCCUCCAAGAACACCUGACAAAUGUGAUCCACAUUUGUCCUUUGACGCUGUUACAGAAUUACAACAGGAGGUCAUGUUUUUCAAAGAUAGAUUUAUGUGGCGCAGACAUCCUCAGUUUGAUGACACAAGGAUCACCCUGAUUGGCAGUCUUUGGUCAGAAGGUGUACCUAACUACUUGGAUGCUGUCUAUGAGAAUGUGGAGAGGAAUGUAAAUGUGUUUUUCAAAGGUCAUCAAUACUGGGUAAUGAAGCAAUUAAAACUUGAGGAGGGAUUCCCAAGAAACAUCUCGGACUUGGGCUUCCCCUCCAGAAUAAAAUCUGUAGAUGCCGCUCUUCACUUCCGACUAGGCAGCUACACUAUAUUCUUCACUGGCCAUGAGUGUUGGAGGUACAAUGAGCAGCAGAAGACGAUGGAGGGAUCACCAACACCUAUAGAGCAUCAGUGGCCGGGGAUUGCAACUCCCAUAGAUGCAGCAGUGUUCUUUGAGGGACUUGUGCACUUCUUCAAAGGAAACGUCCAUUACAAAUUUGACCCUAACUCCAAAUAUGUGACCACCAGCCCUGCCAAUGACAUGCUGGACUGCAAGAAGAAGGACGACAAUGAAAUACUGAAAAAGAGGAGAUGAGAUCACUUGUAUUUGCUGUGUGUGAAUACGUGUUACAAAACAUUUGCAAUCAGCCAUAACCGCAAUGUACCUAAAACCAAAUAGGGAAGUGAUGGAUGAUUCCAGGCAGUGGUUAAAAGUCUUACAGUAUCUCAUUGAGUUACGCAGUCUUGUAAUGAUGUAAUUUGUAUCAAAGAACAGUUUUCUUCUGUUGUGUAUGAUUUUGAUACUGAUAUUUUAUGGUGCUUCUGAAACUGCAUGACUUUGUGUUUAUGUUAUAAUCAACAUUUCUUUUAAAGAUACUCCAGAAAUCAUUACACUUAUUUCUGCGGUUCUACCUUUUGCUUCAUUGUGACAUGCUUUUCUUGCAACUUUUUCAUCCUCUCCAAAUGUGUCUUCAUAUACUGGUGUUGAUCAAUAAGCCUGAGAACAAUAUAGUUGAAUACAUUACUGCUCCUCCGUGUUCACUAUUAUGAAACUGUUACAAAAAUGUAGCUUUCCACUAACAUUGGUGUACAAAGUGGGUGUUGAUUAUUAGAGAACUAUCUCUAUGGAUGGAAAAUAACCACCUGGAGCUGACUCACAAUGAUCCUCCAGAAAAAAAGUUAAAUAAGCCUUUGCAAUAUAACACUCAUUUAUAUGUUAUACAAUAAACUAAAAUGUCUUCAUAAACCCAAUGCGAGAUGCAGUAGAAACAAUGUUUAAGCACAAAAUAUUGAAUAAAUAUAACGGCACAGCAUAUUGAAUGAAUAUGAAUGAAAAAUAAAUGGACAUCAAUCACAUAAUGGCAAUCACUGCUGUAAAAUGUAUCCAUGUUAUUGGCGCCCUAAAAAAAAAACAAUUGAACAUUUUAUUCAACCUUUGAGAAUAUAAUAUUAUGUCUUUUUAUUCAUGAUAUAUAAGGUUAUCAUUUGUGGUUGUGUUUGUUAACUGGUUCCAGAAAAAAAAAACAUCCUAUUUACAAAUUGAAAUUGUUUGUAAGAUAAGAUAAGAUGAGACAAGACGGACCUUUAUUUUUUCCU